This is a messenger RNA of Vidua macroura (Pin-tailed whydah), 5361 nucleotides long. Its product is annotated as zinc finger protein 883-like. Lineage: Eukaryota; Metazoa; Chordata; Aves; Passeriformes; Viduidae. The record is from RefSeq and is a predicted model, not a curated record. The coding region runs from base 25 to 1650 and encodes 541 amino acids. The transcript is spliced from 5 exons.
CCGGAAUCCAAAGCUGAGCCGGAAAUGGCCCUUGCGAGGGUAGUGGAGGGUCCCCAGGAGGAUUUAUCAUUCACAAACUUUGGUCAGAUGGAAGAGGAGACUGCAAGGAAGAGGAAGAUGCUCUGGGACACCCAGGCAGGGAAUGACCUGCACACAGAGACCAGAGAAGACAAAUCCCCAUGUCAGAACCUUGUGGAAGAGGCUGUUUUAAGCAGCUCCACAGCACAGGAAGCCAACAAGGAGGAAAAGCCCCAGAGAUCCCCCAUGAGGCGCAGCUUCAAACCCAGCCCAGGGAGCUCUGAGGAGGAAAGACCCACCCUGUGCCAGGAAGACAGCCAGAGCUUCAGCCAGAGCUCAGAGCUAGUGAUCCAUGAGCAGCUUCAUGACAGGGAGAAGCCCCACAAGUGCUUGGAAUGUGGAAAAAGCUUCAGCUGGAGCUCCCACCUGAUCCGCCACCAGAAGAUCCACACUGGGGAACGGCCCUACACAUGUGGGGAAUGUGGUAAGAGUUUCAGACAGAGCUCUGACCUGGUGGUCCACCAGCGCCUUCACACAGGGGAACGCCCCUACAGGUGCUUGGAAUGUAAAAAGAGUUUCAGCAAGAGGUCCAGCCUCACAUACCACCAGCGCUUCCACACUGGAGAACGGCCACAUGUUUGCUUGGAAUGUGGGAAGGGCUUUAUCCAGAGCUCCCAUCUCAUCAGCCACCGCCGGCUGCACACUGGGGAACGGCCAUACAACUGCUUGGAAUGUGGGAAGAGUUUCAACCGCAGCUUCAGCCUUGUCAUCCACCAGCGUGUCCACACUGGGGAACGGCCCUACGAGUGUCACGAAUGUGGGAAGAGGUUUCAGACCAGCUCCGAUCUCUUCAUGCAUCAGCGGAUGCACACAGAGGAGAGGCCCUUCCGCUGCACUGAUUGUAGGAAGGGCUUCAUCCGUAGCUCUGACCUAGUCAAGCACUGGCGCGUCCACACUGGGGAGAGGCCCUACAGGUGCUUGAAGUGUGGGAAGAGCUUCACCCAGAGUUCUGCCUUGACCUCGCACCAGCGGACCCACUGGGGUGAGAAGUCCCACAAAUGCUUGGAAUGUGGGAAGAGCUUCAGCCGGAGCUUCCACCUCCUCCGCCACCAGAUGAUCCACACAGGGGAACGCCCCUAUGAGUGCUUGGAAUGCGGGAAGAGCUUUAGCCGGAGUUCCUGUCUGAUCCGCCAUCAGGUAAUUCACACGGGGGAACGGCCCUACAAGUGCAAGGAAUGUGGGAAAGGCUUCAGUGACCGCUCCAACCUCCUCACCCACCAGCGCCUGCACGCCAGGGAACGGCCCUUUGUGUGUGGGGAGUGUGGGAAGAGCUUCAGCAUCAGCUCUGACCUGAUCCAGCACCAGAAGAUCCACAGUGGAGAACGGCCCUACGAGUGUCCUGAGUGUGCAAAGAGGUUUCGGACCAGCUCCCAUCUCCUCCUGCAUCAGCGCAUUCACACAGAGGAGAGGCCCUUCCGCUGCCCUGACUGCAGGAAGGGCUUCAAACGCAAUUCCCACCUCACCCUGCACCAGCGCAUCCACACUGGGGAGAGGCCUUACAAGUGUGGGGAGUGUGGGAAGAGCUUCUCCUCCAGCUCUGGCUUGACCCAACACCAACAGUCCCACUUGUAAGGGAAGCCCUGGUGUGGAGGCCCAGGGGCCUACCAUUGGAGCUGUAAUACCUUGGCCCUGGAAGGGCAGAGGUGCCCAGGAUCAAAGAUACCUCUUCGAAUACAACAGUCUCACCCAUAGGCAUUUGCAGGCUCAUGUUAAUGCAACAGGUUUUAUUGGUAUCACCCAGUUCAGCUGCUGUUUUUUUCCUUAUAGGUACUCCCCCUAGAAUGUUCUCCCCUCUCUUGUCCCCUAUUGGUCCCAGUUUACUGCAGUGCUCUGCCUCUGUUACCUCAUUGGUUCCCCAGUUGGCUGCCCCUACCUCUGCGUCACUUGUACUCAGUUCCCAUUGGCCCUCGACCCUCGGAUCCACCUCUUUCCCCCCAUAUGAAACCUUGUGUUCUCAGCCCCAUUUUGUCUCUGUCCCUGGACCCUCUUCAUCACAAUAAACCACGUUUGGAGUUCCACACAAAGACCUGUCUCUGGCCUUGUUCAUCAGCAGGUUAAGCAAGCCUGCUCUGGGAAUGCAGGUCGCUCACAGAGGCUCAUUGUGGACACGCUGCAACACCCUGCAAAUGCCCCGACUUUGGGAAGAGCUUUGUCUGCUUCUCCAACUUCAUCACCCAUCAGAGAACCCACAUUGGAUGAUUCACAGUGACCCUCACUGGGCCAAGACCCGUGAUCCAUGUUCCAGGUGGCCCGUGUACUGGGUUUGUGUGGCCAGGUUUUGGAAGUAGGGGGCUACAGGGGUGGAUUUUCUGAGAAGCUGUCAAAAAUUUCCCCGUGUCCAGCAAAGCCAGCACCAGUUCCUGGAUGGACCCACAACUCGCCAACACCAAGCCCAUCGGAGAUCGCAGUGACACCUCAGGGAUAAUGGAUUCAAGAAAGGAAAAGUUCCUGUGCAGAGUGGAAACAUGUGAAAGGAACAGCUCUGCAGACACCCAGGGCAGUGCAGGAGGGGCAGGAGUGCUCCAAGUGCCAGAGCUGAGAUUCUCCUGCAGGAGGAGCCCACACUGGAACAGGGUGAUGCCCGAAAAGAAGGAUGUGAGCCCUUGGGAAGCCCGUGCUGGAGUAGCCUCCAUGCAGGACCCUGUGGAUCCCUGGGCAGAGGAGCCCAAGCUGGAGCAGCUUUGCUGGAAGGACCUGAGGCCCUGUGGGGACCCACCCUGGGGCAGGGGAAGGGCUCCCAACUUUUCUCCCUGGGCAGCAGCAACAGGAACAAGGUGCUAUGAACUGACUGUGACCCCAAUUCCCAGCUCCCUGUGCUGCCGGAGGGAGGAGGGAGCACCUGGGAAAGGGGAAAGGCUGGGGGAAGGAGUUUUUAAGUUUUAUUUUCCUUCUCAUUAUCCUGCUCUGUUUUGGUUGGUAAUAAAUUGAGGUCCUUUCCCCAGGGUGAGUUUGUUUUGCCUGUGACAAUGUUUGGGGAGCAAUCCCUCCUGGUCCUUGUCUCAAUUCCUGGGCCUUUCGUUUUAUUUUCUCUCCCCUGUCUAGGUGCAGAGUGCAGGGACAGAGCGGUUUUGGUGGCACCUUGCAUCCAGACAGGGUCAGCCCGCCAGAGGGGGUUAGAAGUGACCUGUGAGGGUUCCCCGUUUGCUGGACAUCCCCCCUGGAGCAAGGUAUCCCCCCUUGCUGCAGCCCAGUCCCUCGGGCAGCGCUCAGCCGAGCAAAGCACUUGCUGCUGGUGAUUUGGCAGUGUCCAGUAGACUCACAGCACUCACCCUCCUCACCUGGACUCCAGCUGUGACCCCCCACCCCCAGUGCGCCCCGCCAGGGGAAUUUGGGAAGGGAAUAUGUGGAGGGCGCCAAGGCCGGGCCCCCCCUGCCCGGGCAUGGCUGAUGCCGCCCACCCACGCUCUGAACUGCUCCAGACUGGUGCUCGCAGCGCCACACGGCUGCUCUGGGGCCGUCAGCACCUGCUGCCGACAUGCUGGCCAUGGGGCGUGUGGCGGCAGCUGGGGCUGGACUGGUGGCACUGGUGUUGCUGGGAGCGCCCCUGGUUGAGCAGGGAAGCAGGGGAGGGAACUGAGACGUGUGUCCUGGCUUGUAAGAUAAGCAUAUAUUCUAUUUGCCAUCUGUCGGAGGUGGGGCAGGUAUCUUCUGUUGGGCAGCUUUCUUAUCUCUUUCAAGAACAAUGUCUCCUUCCGGGGAGAUACCUUCUGUUAAUGGGCCAUUGAAUGGCUCACUGCAUGACUGAUAAAGUUAUAUCAUCCCAUUGUGAGAUGCUCCACCCAGAAGGAGGAGCCAAGCUGCAUAAAAUCAGCAUUUCUUGAGACAGCAGCUCAGCCUCUUCACUGGAUUCCCAGAGGAAGACCAGGCCCAUCUACUCUAUCACCAGACCUUCAGAGAAAAUUACACCCUUCUAUUGGACCAUCACUUCAGCAGCAUUUCAUCUGCCACUCUAGGAACAGGAGGAGCAGCCACCAUUUAACUGGACUAUCACUAACACCCUGACUCCUCAGGGUGUCAGGUUUCUGACUCUAUCAGUAGUUUUGUUUGUACUAAUUACAUAUUUUUUAAAAUUUAGUUUUUUCUAGUAAAGAACUGUUAUUCCCAUUCCCAUAUCUUUGCCUGAGAGCCUUUUUAUUUUGAAAUUGUGGUCAUUUGGAGGGAGGGGAUGGACUUGGGGGAUGUCCUUCCCCUUCCUUCUUGCAUGGAGGCAAAUCCCCUCCCUCCCUCCCUCCCUCCCUCCUUCCCCAGGCACUGACAGAGACCAGGGAGGACAAAUCCCUACAUCACAACCUCAUGGAAGAGGCCGUUUUGAGUGACUCCACAGCACAGGAAUACAAUGGGAAGGAAAAGCUACAAAGGUAUCCUGUGAGGAGGGUCUCCAAACACAGCCCACGGUGCUCCGAGGAGGAAAGACAUAUACUGUGUCAGGAAGACAGCCAAAGCUUCAUCCAGAGCUCUGACCCUUGAGGUGGUCCUUGAGUGGUUUCACAUUGAGGAGAUGUGCUACAGGUGCUUGGAAUGUGGGAAGAGCUUCAGAUGGAGCUGCUACCUGAUCCGGCACCAGAAGAUUCACACAGGGGAACGGCCCUAGAAGUGCUUGGAAUGUGAGAAGAGCUUUAGCCGGAGCUCCUGUCUGAUCCACCAUCAGGUAAUUCACACGGGAGAACGGUCCUACAGGUAUAGGGAAUGUGUGAGGAGCUUCAGUGACCACUCUAACCUCAUCAGCCACCAGCGCCUGCACUUCAGGGAAUGGGUCUACAAGUGUGGGAAGUGCAGGAAGAACUUCAGCCAGAGCUCCCACCUGAUUCACCACCAGAAUAUCCACACUGGGGAAGAGCCCUUGGAGUGUCCUGACUGUGGGAAAAGCUUCACUCAGAGCUCUACCUUGACCUUACACCAAUGGAUUCACUGCAAAGGGAACCCCUGUGAGUGCCCCAAGUGUGGUAAGGGCUUCAAACGCUGUUCCAACUCCAUUACCCAUUGGAGGACCAAAGUUGGAUGAUCCACAGUGAGCCCCAUCGGGCAGAGACUUAGAGACCCGUGUUCCUGGUAACCCAUGUUGGGCAAUGUAUUGCAUUUGUGUGACCAGGUUUUAGAAACGGGUGCUCCAGGGGUGGCUUCUGUGAGGAGCUUCCAGAAGCUUUCCCCCACAUCCAGCUCCUGUUCUGAUGCAUGCCUGAAGGCGAGGGUAACCCAGGUUAUGGUUCUUGGAUCCCCUGGCACAGAUUAAAGUGAAACAACAGUGACUGAUCUAUGUUUAUAAAUAUAUCUCUGUUGGGUUUA